This is a messenger RNA of Sesamum indicum (sesame), 3179 nucleotides long. RefSeq names its product Transducin/WD40 repeat-like superfamily protein. The record is from RefSeq and is a predicted model, not a curated record. Gene Ontology annotation, molecular function: protein binding. Lineage: Eukaryota; Viridiplantae; Streptophyta; Magnoliopsida; Lamiales; Pedaliaceae.
AAAGGAUGGCGGGAGAUUUCAAGAUUAGUAUUUCGAGAUUUAAAGCGCUCCCCAAAUUCAUCUAAUUUUGAUUUUGGGAGAGAAGCGAAGAACUCUCUGUUUUAGUUGAUGGAGAGAUACUUGGUUCCUGUGAACCCAUCGGCUGAGAGACGGAAAUCCGUGAAAAGGCAUCAAUGGAAGAGAAGUCUCGUCGAAUUAAAUGGAAAGUUCGAGCCAAAUUAUCGGCACCACCUUACUACUCUCAUAAUUCAAUCGUAUUCGGAGGUUGGAGCGUUUCCUCAUAAAUACCAUGUCAAUGGAGAACCAUGCCAGACUCAUGCUGAUUGGUUUAACAGCGUUGGAUUCAAUCAUAACCCAAGAGCAAUCAAAAGGCAGGGAAUCACAUCACUUGAAUAUGAUUCUAAGGGUGUAUACUUGGCAUCGGCUACAAAAUCAGGUUGCUUAACUGUGCACGACUUAGAUAUUCAAAGCCCAGAUUUGAAAGAAGAUGAAGCAAAGCAGUUACUGCACAUAUCUAUGUAUCAACAACUUGAUGUCGUUCGGUGGAAUCUUGCAAACCAAGAUGAGAUUGCCUGUACAUCAAUGAAAAGCAGUGAAGUUCAUAUUUUCGACAUUGGGUUCAUCUCAUCUGAACCAGUUCAGGUGUUGAGGAAAAGACCCAACGUCACUGUUCAUGGGUUCAAUGUUCAGAAAGGCUUUUCUGACAUUUCUUUUUCUUCUGAUGACAGUUCGAGGUUGCUCGCAUCUGAUACUAGUGGUGUAAUUAAUGUGUGGGAUAGAAGAGUUAGUGAUUUUCCGUGUUUGGAACUCACAACAAAUUCUACUGACUCGCUUAAUAGCAUCAAGUUAAGUGGGGAUAAUGAGAUUAUUUAUGGAGCUAGCAAGCAGGGAACCAUAUUUAUGUGGGACCUACGUGGAGGAAGAUCAUAUACUGCUUUUAGAAACAAUAAGGAGGAAUACUAUUCUCCUUUGUUAAAGGUGAAGUUGGCACAUGAGCUGGAGAAAAUAUCUCCAUUGAAGGCUCAAUCAAAUAUUAUUUCAAAGGAGAUACACUCGAUUGAUGUUGAUCCAUCUUGUCCUUAUCAAUUGGCAUUUCAUCUUGAUGAUGGAUGGUCAGGUGUCCUAGAUACCACCAAGUUUCAAGUGACACACAUUCAUUGUCCUCCACCUUCGUGGUUGGAUGAGCAAAAUGAUUUGGCCAAUCUCUCGUACUUGAAAAAGCCAUGUUGGCUACCAAUUAACUCGAUUUAUGCUGUUGGAUCAUCCAGCAAUGGCCUUUAUCUUUUGGAUUUCUAUCCAGACUGCACCUCUCCUUGUCAUGUGGACUACAAUAGUGAGGAUAUACAUAGCACUGGAGAAGCAACCAGCCAGCAUAUGCAAAACAGAUAUCUCCCGUUGUCUGAAAGUGUUACUGCAUGUGUGGCUCAUCCUCUGAAUGGCACCAUUGUGGCUGGAACUGAGUUGUCAUCACUGCUCGUGAUAUCCCAAUGAAGAUGUCCUGCUUAGCUGCAGAUGGUCAUCUAUUUUGUAAGAUAGAUAAAGAUCUGAGGAACCUCAAUUGCCAAACCAGAGCAUGGUACAGAAUCUUCAAAAUGUUAUGCAGCAACCCACUGGUUUUAGCUCUUGAGGUAAUUUUUCAAGUUGUUAACAGAAGUCAUGCAUGUCUAACACAUUACGUGGAAAAUAUAGGAAGACCCUGAGCCUGUGCUAAAUUGAGUACAGCUAGCUGCUCAGAGUCAUGACAUGAUACAAGGAAAUCACAUUUCUGGCAUCUGUUUGUUGGAUUGACUAUGAAGCUACACGCUACAUUUCUACUGUGAUAUAGCUGAACUUCACCUUGUGGAUUCCAGUUGAAUACCAUGUUUAUUGUUUCCUGGUUUUUUAACUGUGGUAAAAUUUUGGCAAGGUGGUUCUAGAUGAGAUGAAAUUAUUAAGCAUUAGACUAGUCGUAAGGUGAACUAGAAACUAACUUGAAAAAUACAUAAAUGCAGUAACACAUGUAGUGCUUUGAUAGUUCUGAGACCUCGAGUAUGGAUAAAUGAUAAAUCUCGUUAUACAAGAUAAACCUUGCUUCUAUGACUAUCCCUGCGUGGGUUCUUUUCCCUUUUCCUGUUGCGCACAAUGUCUUUUCUAGAUAGUUCCAAUUGAAUUUAUCCCACAAAUGUAAGCCGACAAUGAAGUUUAAUGCUCAUCUUAUCAGUUGAAAAUGAGACACUUAGACGGAGUGAUAAGAUAAUAGACUAGCUUGUACCAUUUCUCAUGAGCUUUAGGCAAGAAAUAUGGGAGAGGUAAGCGGCUGGCGGACAAGAAAUAUACACAAAAUCUUGAUGAUCUCGUACGUUUUUCCACAUUCAUCUACACCUAGACAUUGAUUUUAUUUUUGCAUAUUUUUUGGUGUGUUGACAAAUAAUAUAAUUUGCUCUAAAGUCUAAAUCACCCCCAUUAAUCUUAAGUGAGGUUCACGUCGAGCUAAAGACAUCACAUCGACCACUACAAAAAAAUUAGUGGAAAAGUGAUGUCAAUUCAAAUGGAUGUUAAUUAUCAAUGUUAUUAACUGUUGAUAGCGAAAUUAUUAAAUUUUUAGUAGUUGUCGACUAAUAUUUCGAUGUAUCUUUUGGCUAUUGAUGUGGAAUCAAACUAUCCAAACUUAAUAAACAUAGAAAUCGGGUAGAUAUGAUAGAUAAAUGGAUGGAAGGAGAUUUGGUUGCUUUGUUUUCAUCCAUCCGUAUGGUUAAUUUCCUACUCCUGUUCUUGAGUUUGUUAAUGGUUGCGUCGGCAAUAAGAAAGCAGGAGGUAUGAAAUGAUUAGCAGUACAUUUUUCCGUAGUAAACAUCUUUUGUUUUGGGCUCCAUUUUAGUUACACUUUCUCAUCUUUUUAGGGAUUUAAACAAAGUCUGGUGUUGUGGACUUUGAACACUCACUCAUACAUCAUAAUUUUGUUGUGGGCAAGCAAUUAUAAUGCUCCAAUUUAGAGAGGAUGUAGGUAGGUCAAAUCAGAACUUCUAAUCAAUGCUUUAAUUAACUUAGAAUUAGAAUUUCCAGUCUUCUUUUUUAUGUGGACAAAUUCAAAUUUCCAUCAUAAUCUUCCGUCAUCUGCACAUAAUUAUUAUGUUAAUUAUAUGGACUAAUUCAAUUCCAUCAUAAUCUACCAUUCUGUCUUUCACUUUCAGUUGCAUCAC